Molecule: messenger RNA, 4178 nt
Organism: Drosophila sulfurigaster albostrigata
Lineage: Eukaryota; Metazoa; Arthropoda; Insecta; Diptera; Drosophilidae
Product: monocarboxylate transporter 10
Exons: 3
Coding region: 902-2962 (686 amino acids)
Biological process (GO): transmembrane transport; monocarboxylic acid transport
Molecular function (GO): monocarboxylic acid transmembrane transporter activity
Source: RefSeq, a predicted model, not a curated record
CAUUUCCAUUUCCCUUUAGUUAUCUUUACUGAGUCGCUCGGAUCGGUCGCUCGGAUCGCGAUCACAAAUAAAACGUUCGCACACACGACACGCAUUAAGUCAAAGCGGCGCUGAGAGCUCGAAAUACAAAAUAACAGAAUAAAUAAAUAUACGUACGUACGUCGCCAACGUAUUCACUCCGCAUUCGAGGGUACUAUAAAAAGUAUCGGGACGUCUUUUUGAAACGCGUGCCUUUUUUUGCGUACGGAGGCAGGUCGCCGAACAUUUCGUAUGCUCCACAUAUGUACUCGCUGACACCUACACAUAGACAUCGCUACAAGCAUCUAACUAAAUAUACAUAAAUAAGUGUGUGUGUGUGUUUUUUUGGUAUAUGUGUACUGCAAGACAUACAUACACAUACACAUAUGUAGAUAUACUACAUACAUAUAGAAGUCGCACGAACAGCUGCUAAACCGCUACAGAUAAUCAGAUACAGAUACAUAUACUAGAAGUAUUUAUAAGCGUGUUCGUUCUUCGUCAGUUCGGUUCAGUUUCUAAAUUUGCGCUUUUUACAGUUAACUUUCGAUUUUUACGUUUUCUGCGCGCUGCGUUCGCUUCCCCGUUCCCCAGUUCUCCCUGCUCGUUUGUGCGUUAUUUGUUGCUUUCGCUUUCUCACAUAAGAAAUUCUUCACACUGCCCACGACGUCCUACCGUCCAUCGUUUAUCGUUCUACCGUCCGUUUGGGGGCGCCAGAAAUAGCCUAAGAAAACGCAGUGAGUGCUUAAAUACCGCGAUCCGUGGCCAGCUUCCAAUUUGAUCGGAAAUUUUAAAAUCAAAAAAGUAACACAGACGGAACGCGCCGCAACAAAUUGAAAGCUGCAAACUGCCGCCAGACACAACAAACGCAACAUAAAGUGCCGCCAUGCCGACACAACAAACCAAGUCCCAAGAUGAGCUGGCGUCAGCAAAUGCGCUAGUCUCCAAGCAUCCCGACAACAACAAGCUGGACAAGUUCAAGGAAGAGGAUGAGGAGGAGGAGGAGGAAAUCGACACCGCUGCAGUUGUGGUGCCACCGGACAGCGGCUGGGCCUGGGUUGUCAUGGUUGCCUCGUUCCUCUGCUGCACCGUGAUCGAUGGCAUCGUUUUCUGCUCGGCCAGCAUACAGGAGCACCUCAUGAAAGAGUUCGGUGUGAGCAAAUUCUAUGUCACGUUCGUCUCGUCACUGCUCAGCGGUUGCUACCUCAUGGCUGGACCCUUUGUCAGUGCAUUGGCCAAUCGUUUCGGUUUCCGUCCCGUCACAAUAACCGGUGCCAUUUUCUCGGCCAUCUGCUUCGGUCUCUCGUACUAUGCCACGAGCGUGGAGUAUCUGUUCGUCAUCUAUGGUGUAUUGGGUGGUAUUGGCUUCUGCAUGGUCUACAUCCCAGCUGUCGUUAUCAUUGGUUUCUACUUUGAGAAGUGGCGUGCUCUGGCCACCGGUGUCGCUCUUUGCGGCUCGGGUGUUGGCGUCUUCGUCUUUGCCCCGCUCACCAAUUUUCUGCUGAAGGAGACGAACUGGCGCAUGACCUUGGCCAUUCAGGGUCUGAUGGUGCUGUCGUGUGCCAUCUUUGGCCUCGCCUUCCGUCCCAUACAACCGAUUACGCUCGGUGUCACCGAGGAUGGCACCGUCGUCGAUGAGGAGAAGACCAAACUGAAUGGCCAUGGCAAUACCGUAGCGCCAACGCCACAAUUGCAUCAGGCUGCGUUCACAAAGCCGCUGCCCGAGGGUCGCUUCGCUUACUCGAUGCCCAACUCGGCACACAACACCUACAUGGGCGCCUCGCAGCGUCAUCAUUAUCCCACGGCUGCGGAGAUCUUCAAGGGCAUGAAUCUGGAGCGCCGCCCGUCGGGACAGGCGAGCAAGGGCACCGAACUGAAGCAGUUGCGCAAAUCCCAGCCCACCACACCGAAUGGUGAUCCUCAGCAGUUGACAUUCAAUUUGCACAAGGAGCUGACCACCGUGGGUGAGAACGAGGAGGAGGCAGAGAACGAUAACCUGUUGGAGACCGAGGCCAAGCCAGUGACGAUUCAGGCACGUCGUCACACAGUCUCCGGCCGUCGACCCCAGGAUCUGGCAAAGCGUCCCCAUGGCACAGGCCAUGAUGCCGCUCAUCAUCAUGGACAAUCGCAGUCUUCGCGUCCUAUGUACAGAGAUGAUAUCUUCUUUACCGGUUCGCUCACACGCAUACCCCAAUAUCAGUCACAGACCUCGCUGGCCUAUCACAUGUCCGUCACCCGGCUGCCCACCAAGCAGGAUAUGCUGGAGGAUCGGCAAAAGGGUUGCCGCAUUUGUCCCGAAGCAGUGCGUCGCACACUCUCGACCAUGUUGGACACCACGCUGCUGAAGUCACCGUCAUUCAUGUGCCUUGCUGUCAGCGGUUUCUUGACCAUGAUGGGCUUCUUUGUGCCCUUCUCCUUCCUGCCCGAUCGUGCCAUAGAAAAUGGCAUGUCCGCAUCCUCGGCCGUCUCGCUUAUCUCGGGCAUUGGCGCAAUCAAUACGAUUGCUAGGAUCGUUUGUGGCUCGUUGAGUUCGUUCCCCAGCGUCAAACCGUUGUGGCUCAAUAAUGUGGCACUCACCGCCGGUGGCUUGGCUACCAUCUUCAGUGGAGUCGUCGUGAAUGCCACCACGCAGUGGGCAUUCGCAUUCUUCUUUGGCGUUUGCAUUGCCUGCUUCUCGGCGCUGCGAUCACUGAUCGCUGUCGAGCUGAUUGGCCUGGAGAAAUUGACCAAUGCCUUUGGAUUCCUGAUGUUGUUCCAGGGUUUGGCUGCCACCAUUGGCAGUCCCAUUGCCGGUGCCCUUUAUGACAUGACCAAAAGCUACAAUAUGGCCUUCUAUUUCGCUGGUGGUUUGAUCCUGUUGUCGGGUUUCCUAUGCUAUCCCCUGACCUGGAUAUCCAACUGGGAGCAGCGACGCAAUGCCAAGAACGAACCGCUGCCCACAGCCUAAUCAAGAGAGUUAUCAAACAAACGCAAAAACAACAAUACAAAAAACUACAGCAGACCAGAAAGAAACGAGAAAUUCGACAAAUGGAAAGUUGCCUCGUCGUAAUUGUCUUCUGAUAUCGCCACUUUAGCAGCAAAAACAUUGAUGUGCUCCAUUAAGUGGUUAGUUUAACACUAAUUGCCAAUAACUCGAUGUCGAUGUUGUUGAAGAUUUAACAGAAUAGAACAGAAAAACUGAAACUGAAACCGAACUACACCAGAAACCGAAACAAAUAGAUACAGAAGCAGUAGCAGAGUCCCAAUCUUCUGUCAAUGCUUCGCUGCGGAGCAGCGUUUGAAGCAUGUGCUUGAUAUGUCUAUUUGUCUAGAUCUAGAUUAAGUAGUCUUAGUCUUUAAGUGUAAUGUUUGUGCCUUUUGCUUUAUCGAGUGCCUCGCCUCAUCCUACACACACACACACACAUCACACACCUAUCUACAACCCACACAGUACAUGCAUAGAUCAAGCUUAAGUAUUGAUUGAUUUUAAAAUGGUUUCAUCAAUCGGAAAGUGCUCACCCAAUAAUGUUGUUGUGUGUUGAUCGAGAGCAGAGGUGGAAAAUUAGAAUCAGCAGCUGAGCACAUGGCUGGGCCACAAUUCGACUGCCAAGUUUUAAGAGAGAAGCGAAGUGAGAAGAGACGAGAUGAGAUGAGAAGUGGACGUUGCAUUUGUUUAAUUGAUAAGUUCGACUAACUAAACUGUUAGCAUCUGCUCCAGACUUGUUACAUAGUUUGUACAUAUGUAAGCUUUAGUUCCUAAGCAAAAUCAAACACCACACACACACUCACAUACACAUUGUUGAUGUUGUUGUUUGCUGCAGUAAACUCUAAGGUUAUUGCACCGUAUUCAAUCCAAACCCAACUUGAAUCCCCAUUGUCGACGCGUCGUUAGCUGAUUAUGGACAACAAACAAAGCGUUGGCGUAUCUGGCACAAUUGGAACUGUACACACACACAAACACAUACACAUACACACUGUACACACAUGCAACACACAUACAAAUAGCUACAUACUCAAGCGCUGGUUGCGCUUAUGUUUAUCAAAUACAAAAUGUAAUAACAUAUUUAAAGAGAGAAAAAUUCAAAACAAUAUAUCUGACUAUACGAGUAUAUUUGUUUUUAGCAUAUUUUAAAGUUAUACAUUUUACAAUAAACGACAUUUAAGUAAUUUACAAACUACACAAA